AAAAUUCGCCAGCAUAUGGAGACGGAUGUAGAUCCCGCUUCGGCGGGUCACCAGGAGAUUCGUCUUCUCGUGGACGAAGUUAUUGAAUCAUCCAAAAUACCCGCCAAAACACGCGCAACCAACGUCAAACCUGCUAUUACUAGCCUUACCUCACUUUCAUAUGAAUGGGGCCUUUUACCUGAGACCCUUGACGAUCUCAUUGUUCUCGUCACAACUCCAAAUCACCUUGACCAGGCAAGCCAAGCUGCUAUCAUCCGAAAUCUGUAUCCCGUGGCACCUAUCUCUCGAAAAUCUGUUCUUCAAGUCAUCUCCUGCCUUGGACAUGGAGCCCUCAAGCCAUCUCUUACUCUCCAGGCCGCUCUACUCAAGUGGCUCAUUACAGUGCACCACACUUUAGAACCUAACCUCAGCCACCUCCUGGCUCUCGUUACCAGACGCAAACAUGUUCAGCCUUUUAGAAUACAAGCUUUGCUUAACCUUUCCCGACAAACCGGACAUGACCCGUCCUUGAUCGGUCUUCUAAGAGUCUUUAAAGACUAUUACCCCGAGGUUAUUAUAGGAGACGCGCACCCCGAUCCGCAAUGGCGAGCAAGGCUAGACGAAAUCCAGGAUGCACAUUUUCAUCAAACAGAAAAAGGCACAUUACGACCUCGAGAUGGCUUCCGCGUCCACCGCCCUAUAGGGCGUAGUACUAGAAACAGAAUUAUCCCUGUAGUCCAGACGUCUUAUGUGGCAGAGAAUACGGUUACAUUAGAGGAAAUCGAAAAUGUUGCCAGCUUUGUCAAGAAUCUUGACAAGCUCGAACUCCCGAAUCAACUAGUGGCUGUUCUGGCAGAUCCUUUGUUGCAAAAGCUCAUGCUUCUGAGGCCAGACGGCGAAUCUGAACAGAGAUUAGCCAACUGGCUCAAUGGGGUUCUACAAGAUGUUCGUGAUGGCGAUGCAGAUGAAACCACCUUCUUCGACAUGCUGGACAUCCUACGGGAAUAUGUUGUUUCUAUCAAGAACCUUCCUCCUCUCCUACUUGACUUUUUUGCACGCUUUCUUCCGCUUUGGGAUGGCUCUGGACGUCGCGAUGCUAUGUUUGAGAUCUUGUCUUACGCCCCAUUACUGGACUUUGAAGGGUUAUACAAACACAUCUUCAAGCCCCUUGAAUCUGCAACUCUUGAUAAUACCCCGGAAUCUCUGCUGGCACUUCUCACCUUUUACAAGAACCUUCUUCACCACUGGACAGUUCUACUUGAAUCCAGUGACACAGUGCCAGACCAUGCCAGUGGCACUAUCACGGCCUUGAUCCGACACGUUAAUCCACUGACCCUCACACUCUGCCAAACAUGUCCUUCUGUCUCAUCACGUUCUGCAAUUCUUGACUUCUAUGAGCAAAACGCCAGACUCGUUAGUCAUCAGGUCCUCAAGCACUAUAUUUGCAUCGAACUACCCCCUUCAUCACUCAUCUACAUACUCUUCUUCAGCAGCUCUGCAGCCAUUGUCUCACGUAUGUGUGCCAUUCUGGCCUUUUAUAAGAAGGGUUUUGAGAUGGCGAUGCUCACCAAGCCGGAUCGUGAGAAAAGUAAUCGCAUUGACUCUACAUCAUAUAACAGGACUUUUGUCAGCCUUUUCAAUGGCUACCUCAUGGACAUGUGCAAUUGCUUUUGGCGCGGCAGGGCUUUUACUAACAGUGAUCCCAACGCAAUGGGAUGUAUGAUUCCGAGGAGCCUCGUGCCUGUUCUGUCGUCGUAUGUGACUUCUGUGGACGAGGCUCAUACUCUAUCAUCUCUCUUCUCAAUGUCACACUCGCCACUCCUGAGCUUGCAAAGCAGACGAUGUAUUAGAAGCCUUGAGGAUGCCGAAGUCGAUAGUGAUUCCUCUUUGCGCGUCAGGCAUGAGGGACCGCCGACACAGAGCAGCCUUGGGCAGUUGGCAAGUUCCGGGGGUUUACGCAUCUCGUGGCAGGAUUAUAGGGUCAAGGUGCUCGAAGCGUUGACUGCUAGAGGACUGGGGGGCAUUACGGAUCUUUUGAAGAACACCAUGACCGUUCUGAGGAAAUUAAUAGACGGCGAUGGCAGCUCCAGGCCAACCACGUCGCAGUCAUUUCAAUGA
Molecule: messenger RNA, 2097 nt
Organism: Fusarium subglutinans
Lineage: Eukaryota; Fungi; Ascomycota; Sordariomycetes; Hypocreales; Nectriaceae
Product: Centromere I protein
Exons: 8
Cellular component (GO): kinetochore; nuclear body; cytosol
Source: RefSeq, a predicted model, not a curated record